CAAACCGUCCGAAUGAGUAGAGGGAAAUCCUGACGCUCCACAACCCCUCAACUUGGCAACUUGGGCUUUCUCCAAAACCAAGAAAUUGGCGGUGCGGCUCUCCAUGACGUCAUACCACAGGGACUCCAAUCCCACGUGGGGGAGCUCUUGGUCCCGCCUCUCCUGAAAUGGUGCACCACGCCUUCUCUUUAUUACCAAUCCAAUGCCGCCCCUGAGCCCCUUUCUUCCUUUUCCCGCCAUCCCAGACCUCCCAUCUUGGCCUUCGGGCCCAAUCAGGGAGGCCCUACCUAUCCGAAACCCGCUGCCUUCCCCGCGGAAGAGGGGAGGAGUUUCAACCUUUUAACUCCACCUUGGUCUGUGCAGCGCGGACCAACCCAAAUCGCCAGAAAGGAGGGGCGUGGCUUGAAGUCCCCCACCUCCAUCCCGGGGAUCACGUUUUGCCACUGGAGGGGGGAGCUGAUCGCAGGACUAGGCAACCUCCAGCCAGUCCCUGGGUCGGGCGGAUCCUCCCAGAGGUGGCACAAUGGAGCGAUCUCCAGGAGAGGGCCCCAGCCCCAGCCCCAUGGACCAGCCUUCUGCUCCCUCCGACCCCACUGACCAGCCCCCCGCUGCUCACGCAAAGCUAGACCCAGGUUCUGGAGGCCAACCUGCUGGCCCUGGCGCGGCGGGUGAGGCCCUGGCGGUGCUGACUUCGUUCGGGAGGCGGUUGCUGGUGCUGAUACCGGUGUAUUUGGCCGGGGCAGUGGGACUCAGCGUGGGUUUCGUGCUCUUCGGCCUCGCCCUCUACCUGGGCUGGCGCCGGGUCCGCGACGAGAAAGAACGGAGCCUUCGAGCAGCGAGGCAGCUACUGGACGACGAGGAGCAGCUCACGGCGAAAACUCUUUAUAUGAGUCAUCGAGAGCUACCUGCCUGGGUCAGCUUCCCAGACGUGGAAAAGGCUGAAUGGCUCAAUAAGAUUGUGGCCCAGGUCUGGCCCUUCCUGGGCCAGUAUAUGGAGAAACUUCUGGCUGAGACUGUGGCUCCGGCUGUUAGGGGAUCUAACCCCCAUCUGCAAACAUUUACAUUUACACGAGUGGAACUGGGUGAAAAGCCAUUGCGCAUCAUUGGAGUCAAGGUUCACCCAGGUCAGAGAAAAGAGCAGAUCCUGCUGGACUUGAACAUCAGCUAUGUAGGUGAUGUGCAGAUUGAUGUAGAAGUGAAGAAAUACUUCUGCAAAGCAGGAGUCAAGGGCAUGCAGCUACAUGGUGUCUUGCGGGUGAUUCUGGAGCCACUCAUUGGGGACCUUCCCAUUGUGGGGGCUGUGUCAAUGUUCUUCAUCCGACGCCCGACCCUAGACAUCAACUGGACAGGGAUGACCAACCUGCUGGAUAUCCCAGGACUUAGCUCACUCUCUGACACCAUGAUCAUGGACUCCAUCGCUGCCUUCCUCGUGUUGCCCAAUCGAUUACUGGUGCCCCUUGUGCCUGACCUUCAAGAUGUGGCUCAGUUGCGUUCCCCUCUGCCCAGGGGCAUUAUUCGAAUUCACCUGCUGGCUGCUCGAGGGCUGAGUUCCAAGGACAAAUAUGUGAAGGGCCUGAUUGAGGGCAAGUCAGACCCGUACGCACUUGUGCGUUUGGGCACCCAGACAUUCUGCAGUCGUGUCAUUGAUGAAGAACUCAACCCACAGUGGGGAGAGACUUAUGAGGUGAUGGUACACGAGGUCCCAGGGCAGGAGAUUGAAGUGGAGGUGUUCGACAAGGAUCCAGAUAAAGAUGACUUUCUGGGCAGAAUGAAGCUGGAUGUAGGGAAGGUGUUACAGGCUGGUGUUCUGGAUGAUUGGUUCCCGCUACAAGGUGGGCAAGGCCAAGUUCACUUGAGGCUAGAAUGGCUGUCGCUUUUGUCAGAUGCAGAGAAACUGGAGCAGGUUCUACAGUGGAAUCGGGGAGUCUCCUCUCGACCAGAGCCCCCAUCAGCUGCCAUCUUAGUUGUCUACCUGGAUCGGGCCCAGGAUCUUCCUAUGGUGACCUCUGAAUUGUACCCAUCACAGCUGAAGAAGGGGAACAAGGAACCCAACCCCAUGGUACAACUGUCAAUUCAGGAUGUGACUCAGGAAAGCAAGGCUGUCUACAGUACCAACUGCCCGGUGUGGGAGGAAGCAUUCCGGUUCUUCCUACAAGACCCUCAAAGCCAGGAGCUCGAUGUGCAAGUGAAGGAUGAUUCCAGGGCCCUGACUUUAGGAGCACUGACACUGCCUCUGGCCCGCCUGCUGACUGCCCCAGAACUCACCCUGGACCAGUGGUUCCAGCUUAGCAGCUCUGGCCCAAACUCCAGACUCUACAUUAAACUAGUCAUGAGGAUCCUGUACUUGGAUUCAUCAGAAAUAUGCUUCCCCACUGUGCCUGGUAGUCCUGGUGCUUGGGACGUGGACAGUGAGAGUCCCCAGAGAGGCAGCAGUGUGGAUGCCCCACCUCGACCCUGUCACACUACUCCUGAUAGCCAGUUUGGGACUGAGCAUGUGCUUCGGAUCCAUGUAUUAGAGGCCCAGGACCUGAUUGCCAAAGACCGUUUCUUGGGGGGACUGGUGAAGGGCAAGUCAGACCCCUAUGUCAAACUAAAGCUGGCAGGACGAAGCUUCCGGAGCCAUGUUGUUCGGGAAGAUCUCAAUCCCCGCUGGAAUGAGGUUUUUGAGGUGAUUGUCACAUCAGUUCCAGGCCAAGAGCUAGAGGUUGAAGUCUUUGACAAGGACUUGGACAAGGAUGAUUUUCUGGGCAGGUGUAAAGUGAGUCUCACCACAGUCUUAAACAGUGGCUUCCUUGAUGAGUGGCUGACCCUGGAGGAUGUCCCAUCUGGCCGCCUGCACUUGCGCCUGGAGCGUCUCACCCCCCGUCCCACUGCUGCUGAGUUAGAGGAGGUGCUGCAGGUGAAUAGUUUGAUCCAGACUCAGAAGAGUGCGGAGCUGGCCGCGGCCCUGCUAUCCGUCUAUAUGGAGCGGGCAGAGGACCUGCCGCUGCGAAAAGGCACCAAGCCCCCCAACCCUUAUGCUACUCUCACUGUGGGAGAUACUUCUCAUAAAACCAAGACUGUUUCACAAACUUCAGCCCCUGUCUGGGAUGAGAGUGCCUCCUUUCUCAUCAGGAAACCACACAUUGAGAGCCUGGAGUUGCAGGUUCGGGGUGAGGGCACUGGCCUGCUGGGCUCAUUAUCCCUGCCCCUCUCAGAGCUCCUCGUGGCUGACCAGCUCUGCUUGGACCGCUGGUUUACACUCAGCAGUGGUCAGGGGCAGGUGCUACUGAGAGCACAGCUAGGGAUCCUGGUGUCCCAGCACUCAGGAGUGGAAGCUCAUAGCCACAGCUACAGCCACAGCUCCUCAUCCCUGAGUGAAGAACCAGAGCUCUGGGGGGGACCCCCUCACAUCACCUCCUCAGCCCCAGAGCUCCGGCAGCGCCUCACACAUGUUGACAGUCCCCUUGAAGCUCCAGCCGGGCCUCUGGGCCAGGUGAAACUGACUGUGUGGUACUACAGUGAAGAACGAAAGCUGGUCAGCAUUGUUCAUGGUUGCCGGGCCCUUCGACAGAACGGACGCGAUCCUCCCGAUCCCUAUGUGUCCCUGUUGCUGCUGCCAGACAAGAACCGAGGCACCAAGAGGAAGACCUCCCAGAAGAAGCGGACCCUGAGUCCCGAAUUUAAUGAACGGUUUGAGUGGGAACUCCCCCUGGAUGAGGCCCUGAGACGAAAGCUGGAUGUCUCUGUCAAGUCUAAUUCCUCCUUCAUGUCAAGAGAGCGUGAGCUGCUGGGGAAGGUAAGAGGGCAGGAUGGCAGGGCAGAGGUGAGGGCUGGAAGCUGCUGGUACCAAGGUUAUAGUCCCUGUGAGGAAGGAAGUACCCCAGGUGAUCCUUUAGAGGUGACUCUGUCACCUCUGCAAUGGUUUGCGACGAGUAUGUGAUGAAGGAGUAAGGUCUUUGGAGAUUUCAAAACGGCAUCAUCAGAAUGAGAUCCUGUCUCAAAAAGAUAACAUCUUUCCCCCACCAUCCUCCAACACAGGUGCAGUUGGACCUAGCUGAGACAGACCUUUCCCAGGGUGUAGCCCGGUGGUGAGUGUCUGCGUGGGUGGGGGUGGUCUGGAUAUUUCAGUGGGAGAAAUUCCAAUCAUAGGAAAGGAAAAAAAGAUACAAUCUGAGCAGAGAACCAUUGAUUCUAUGAAGUAGAGAAGCCCUUGGAUCGUGUGUCAUUUAUAAAUAAGAUGACACAAGAGUCAUCUUUCUAUAUGAGCCCUCUCGUUUUCACAGGUAUGACCUGAUGGACGACAAGGACAAGGGCAGCUCCUAGGAGCUGGCGAGUCCCAGCCUGACUCUGCUCUGUCUUCCUGCCUUCGUCUCGCUCUGUCACCGCCUCAAUGUGAUGAGCCCAAAGCUAGGGUCCAAGGGCAGAGCCUGUGCCCUUCAGCCCUUUCACCUAACAGGCCCAUAUUCGGGCCUUUGACCAAAGAGAAGAACCGUAUGUUCCCUUUACUGCACGGCCUUUAUCCUUCUGGGCCCCUGGGGUGUGGACCUGAGCUGGCUGUUUCCUGCUCUGCCUGCACAUUGUUCUCCCUUCCUCCCAACUCCUCAGGGCCUCCAGUAUCUGUGCCUGGCCACUGGCAGCACUAGCAGUGGUAUUAGCUUAUGCCAAAUACAGCUUUGAAAGGAUCUUUGUUUCUUUAACUAGAUGGUCACCUUCUUCUGUACCACACAUGGGUGGGAAGGUGGACAGGCUAACCUCUCCAGCUGUGAGUCUCUUAGACUACUGCAUGUAGCAAAUGUUCAGCAGCUCAGGCCCCCAUGUCCAGUUCUGUCCCCACUCUUCUCAACCCUGUCCUGAAAAUUCUACUGCUCUGAUGGCUGGGGCCAGUCUCUUGUCACUUUGGAAGCUGGGGACACUUGGAUUCUACCCAAGCCUCCAAGUAGUGGCAUAUCAGUUUUGGAGCUCCUAGCUGGUGAUACACAGAGGGCUUUGGAGGACUUGGGACAGCUGGGCCAAUUUUUUUUGCCCAAGUGCCUAGGCUGCUAACUCACUGACUAGAACUGAAUCUGGUACUCUUUAGUUUUGCACCAACUCUGCCAAGCCACUGUAUCUUACAUUAAACAUCAUACUUAAACCA
Messenger RNA from Macaca mulatta (Rhesus monkey), 5116 nucleotides. The record is from RefSeq and is a predicted model, not a curated record. NCBI's taxonomy places the organism in Eukaryota, Metazoa, Chordata, Mammalia, Primates, Cercopithecidae.